Paramacrobiotus metropolitanus is the source of this 718-nucleotide messenger RNA. RefSeq lists its product as uncharacterized. The transcript has 3 exons. The record is from RefSeq and is a predicted model, not a curated record. Bases 1 to 510 code for a protein of 169 amino acids. Lineage: Eukaryota; Metazoa; Tardigrada; Eutardigrada; Parachela; Macrobiotidae.
AUGCCGCACAACGAAGCAUUCAGCGUGCUAGCGGAAGUGCGCGUUUCGAUUGAUAACCGCUACAAGCUGCGUUGUGCUGCUAUCGGUUGCCCUUUAUCGGAGCUGUUCAACGCUUAUCACCAGCUAUGCAUGUGGGUUCUUCAACGUGAUGUAGCCUGCAGCAACGAUCAACGCGCAUUCCAAUUCCACCGCUGCGUCCCCCUGAUACACCAUGAGCCUAUCGAUUCGUCUGCAGUUUCUGACGGGCGGUCGGAGGUGGUGGCGGUGGAUGGGACGACGACGGUGGCCGCGUUGUACGAUGAACAUGUGGCGGCGCACAUUAGCCCAGGACAGACCGGUCAGCUUCUCUACAUGGGCCGCGUCCUGGCGCCGCCCACGUCCCGUCUGGCCGAUCACGGCAUCCACGCCGACACCGUGGUAGGUUUCUCCGCCGCCCCCAACCCGCCGCCGACAGCGACCCCGGGGCGGUGGAUCCCAACUACGUGCCGCCGGGUCUCGGACACGGUCUGAUGGUCAUGGGGGGUUUCGCGUUGCUCGCCGGAUGGAUGUACUUGUUCUACGCCGGCGAGGAGAACGAGAAUGAUGAAUGGGAACUCAACGUCCCGGCCUGUCUGUGCCUGGCCAUACUGUCCGUGACCUUUCUGCUCAUUGGCAAAGCCGCGCGAAUAUUCUGAAUAAUGCGUACUUUGAGAUGCUGUAAAAUAUUUGUUUAAAUUGG